AAUAACGACGGGCAGCGCCCCAUCCAUCACUCAGAAGCAUCCACUAUUCCAGAUAGCCCUCCCAAUGAUGCAGAAACCCAAACUCAAGAAUCUAAAGAUGACCACAACAUUGGAGACGACAAGUCUAAAAGCAGCCCAUUAUUAGUAGCUACUGAAAUGGGAAUCCCAAAAAUAGUGAAGAAAUUACUUGAUGCAGUCCCCACAGCCAUUAAAGAUCAAAACUCGGAAAUAGUGAAGAAAAUACUUGACGUAGUCAAGGACAAGUACUCUAAAAGCCUAGUAAAGGACACUCCAUUAUUAGUAGCAGCUAAAAUGGGAAUCCCAGAAAUCGUGAAGAAAAUACUUGAGGUAGUCCCCAUAGCCAUUCAAGAUCAAGACUCGGAAGGGAAGAACGUGUUGAUGGUGGCAGCCGAAAACCGGCAAACCAGCGUCUUUAAUUUUCUCAUUGAUGAAGCAAAACUCCCCGAAUAUGUGUUUCAUCAUUUUGAUAAUCAAGGGAAUGGCAUCCUUCACCUGGCCGCAAAGCUCGGGGAGAAGCAGCCAUGGCGCAUUCCUGGUGCUGCUCUGCAGAUGCAAUGGGAGAUCAAAUGGUACAAGCAUGUGAAGAGGUCAGUUCCAGCACUGUGUUACAGUCAGCACAACGCAAAGGGUGAGACUCCAAGGAGAAUCUUCACACAAACACAUGAAAAUCUAGUCAAGUCAGGAAACGAAUGGCUCGUGAAAACCGCGGAAUCCUGCUCCGUGGUGGCGGCCCUCAUCGCCACCGUCGCAUUCGCCACCUCCGCCACGGUCCCCGGCGGGCUAGACCAAGUGAAAGGGUACCCUAUUCUGAUAGAUCGCAAUGCAUUCGACAUAUUCUCGAUCGCGUCGCUGAUAGCGCUCUGCCUAUCCAUCACGGCACUGGUUUUCCUGCUUGCAAUCAUCACUUCGCGAUUCGAAGAGCGGGAUUUCAAGCGAGACCUGCCGAGGAAGCUGCUGAUGGGGAUGAGCUGUCUGUUUUCGGGCAUAGCGGCGAUGCUGCUGUCGUUCUGCGCGGGGCAUACUUUUAUACUGAGGGAGAAGCUGAGGAUUGUUGCAGUGCCGAUAUACACAGCUGCGAUGAUACCAGUCUUGCUUUUUGCAAUGGGGCAGCUGCCCUUGUACUUUGAUCUUGUUUGGGCUGCCUAUGUCAAAGUGCCGCUACGCAGCUACAAGCUCUACCAUCAGUAGAUCAUAUAUUCUUUAUCUGCAAUUUCAAUAACGCUUUUGUAUUGAUUUCUAAUGAAUCCAUAAAUUAUAGCUAGGGUUUCUAUGCGUUUGAGUAAUUGAGUUUACUAGCAGAAAUUGUUAAAACAUGGUAUCAAUGAAUUUGUUGUAAGAGAGAAUGAUAGAUUGAAGAUUGUUUCUUGUAUUGCUUAUUUUUUCUGAAGAAUACAAUCACCCUUUAUAAUGUA
Messenger RNA from Salvia miltiorrhiza (redroot sage), 1433 nucleotides. RefSeq names its product ankyrin repeat-containing protein ITN1-like. The record is from RefSeq and is a predicted model, not a curated record. Lineage: Eukaryota; Viridiplantae; Streptophyta; Magnoliopsida; Lamiales; Lamiaceae. Gene Ontology annotation, molecular function: protein binding.